AUGACAGUGAAGUACAGUGGAGUCCCUGCCGAGUCGGCGUCGGUGCGGGCGACGACUCCCUUUGAAGGGCAGAAGCCGGGCACAUCAGGACUAAGAAAGAAGACCCGCGAGUUCAUGCAGCCCGGCUAUCUGUCAAACUAUGUGCAGGCAGUAUUCGACUGCCUCCCUCAGUCUGAAGUUCGGGGAGGUACAAUGCUGGUUGCAGGAGAUGGCCGCUACUUUUGCGACGAAGCAAUUAAGAAGAUUGUAGCCAUUGCAGCAGGCAACGGCGUGGGCAGAGUUUGGAUAGCUAAGGAUGGAUUGGCUUCAACCCCUGCAUGCAGUGCUAUUCUGCGUCUUCGAGAAGAAGGGGUUGCCUUCGGCGGGUUUAUUUUGACAGCCUCUCACAAUCCCGGAGGCAUUGAUGCGGACUUCGGCGUUAAAUACAACACAGCCAAUGGAGCGCCUGCGUUAGAAGGCCUGACAAAUCAGGUGUACGAGCGGACGAAAGUCAUAAAAGAAAUAAAACAUGUUAAAUUGCUGGACUUUGAUUUGGACUCCUACGGUGUCAAGGUUCUUAUAAAGGAACAGUUCAUGGCAGAGGUGAUCGACGGCACUGAGGACUGGUUGCGCCUAAUGAAGGCGGUGUUUCACUUUCCUGCUCUAAAGAGAUUGUUGCAGUCUCCGUUUUCUUUUGUCUUCGACGGCAUGAACGGCGUCGCGGGCCCUGCAGCAGAACGCCUUUUCGUACAGGAGCUGGGGGCAAAACCCAGCUGCCUCCGGUGCUGCAAACCCCUCCCGGAUUUCGGAGGUCACCAUCCCGACCCGAAUUUGGAGUACGCAAAGGAGUUGGUGGAGAUAAUGAAAAUUUUCUCUCCUGAGAAAGUUGACAGCAGCACGCCUCUCUUCGGGGCUGCAGGAGAUGGAGACUGCGACCGCAAUAUGAUUCUAGGUCCUGGUUUCUUCGUGACUCCCAGCGACUCUGUCGCCAUUAUUGCGAUGUACGCUGAGAAAGUAAUCCCUUUUUUCAUGAAAAAUAAAGACGGAAGUGGAGGGUUAAAAGGAGUCGCAAGGUCCAUGCCCACAUCAAUGGCCCUUGACAGUGUAGCAAAAAAACUCGGCAAAGAGCUGUACGAGACGCCAACGGGCUGGAAAUACUUCACGAACUUGAUGGAUGCGGGGAAGUUGUCUAUUUGCGGGGAGGAAUCCUUUGGAACUGGGUCGGUUCAUGUGCGCGAGAAAGACGGCUUGUGGGCAGUGCUCUGCUGGCUGUCGAUCUUGGCUUACCGCAACGGCCUCAUGGAUAACAUGCAAGAAGAACUCGAAAUGCAGAAGGAGGGAAAGCUCAUCCCCCAAACGCCUCCGGCAACCCUAGAAAACUUCGUAGGAGUUCAACAGAUCGUCGAAGAAUUCUGGAAAGAAUUCGGAAGAAACUAUUACAUGAGAUACGACUUCGAGAACAAGAGCAGCACAGCAGCCAACGAAAUGAUGGCCGCCUUGAAGCUGCUGACGGCUGGGGGCAAGGAGGCCCUCGAGAGCCACAUUAAGGCAACAGUUCCAGCAGAACUGCAGAGCAAACUAAAAGCAGAAAGAAUUGAUGUUUUCAAAUACACAGACCCCAUCGACCACUCUGUCGCCGACAACCAGGGAAUUCGCCUCUUCUUCCCUAAAGGAAGGGCCAUCUGGAGACUGUCAGGCACUGGAAGCAGCGGGGCUACCAUUCGCAUGUACUUUGAGUUGGUGGAGGAUAAGGAAGACUGUCUCAUGAAGAAACCUCAAGAAGUUCUAAAGGACUUAAUUGCUUAUGCAAUUGCCUUUUGCAAAAUCAAGGAAUACGUCGGCACAGACGUUCCCACAGUCAUCACAUAA
Molecule: messenger RNA, 1848 nt
Organism: Eimeria maxima
Lineage: Eukaryota; Apicomplexa; Conoidasida; Eucoccidiorida; Eimeriidae
Product: phosphoglucomutase/parafusin related protein 1, putative
Exons: 12
Coding region: 1-1848 (615 amino acids)
Biological process (GO): carbohydrate metabolic process
Cellular component (GO): cytosol
Molecular function (GO): phosphoglucomutase activity; magnesium ion binding
Source: RefSeq, a predicted model, not a curated record